AUGUAUAAUAAGCCACUUUUAUCCUUCAAGUUUAUCAAUGCCAGACGUCGAAUUGUUCAACCAAUGAUUGAUCAAUCCAAUCGUGCUGCCACGAUUCCUACCGAAUUCACAGACUGUUUCGGCCCCUAUUCACCUGAUGCAGCAGCAGCGGCAGCUAUGCAUUAUCAAUUCGGAAACGGUGGCGGUGGUUAUCCAGCAGCACCUCAUGAUAUUUUCGGAUCGUAUGCUCAAAUGUCACAAUUUCGGAGUCCAAUGAUGGUGAUGUAUCCAGGUGGCUAUCCUGUUACAUCAAGUCCGAAUAGUAUGAUGGAUCCGAUGAGUCAUCAUCAUCACCAACAGCAAGAAUCAUCUGCAGUUACGAGCGGAGCAGCGUAA
This is a messenger RNA of Adineta ricciae, 375 nucleotides long. NCBI's taxonomy places the organism in Eukaryota, Metazoa, Rotifera, Eurotatoria, Adinetida, Adinetidae. The record is from the annotation of a GenBank genome assembly.